CUAUUUCUAGGGCAUUGCAAUCGUAAGCAAUACAGAGCUUACUUCAUAAUUCAAACAAAGAAAUCCAAGCAUAACUCUUUAUUAUGGUCGACGUGAUGGAUCCAACUAUUUCAGUGUCCAAGGGAUGUUUUGUUUUCAAAGGCACGAGCAGCGCAAAAAACAGCGGGGCAAAGCGGAAGCACAACGACGAUAAUGUAAGUGCUUUGAGGAAACAGAUGACUGGCCAGCCUUACUAUUCAACUUAUGCUGAUACUUGGCAAAAAUUAGAAAGUCACAUUGAAUCACUACAAUCGGAGAGCUACGCUAAAACUCUAGAAAAUGUAGUAACUUAUGUGAAAAACGAAUGUAGUGCAGAUGGCAGUAUGGACACAUAUGACAUGGAAGAGAUAGUACCCGCUGCAGCACUACUAACUGGAGUAAACCAACCUGACCACUUGGAACAAUUCGCCACACUAACGCAGCGUAUCCUGCAAAAAAUGUCGGCUUCGGUUUGUAUGCUGCAAUCACGUGAUUGCGCUACACUAAAAUCUGCAGUGGAGACAAUGGUGUAUAAUUUUAUAGAAACCACAGAACGUUCACCACCAACAGAACUGGAAGAUGAAGACACGGAACAGCGUGAGAAGAAGCGUCUACGACGUACACAAUGCAACAUGCGUCAAUUGUUGAACUGGUAUCGCCGCAAAUACAUAAAACCACAGCUGCAAACAGAGAGUGAAGUAGAGGAUGCUGCUGAAGAUGUCUCAGAUGCGUGUGAUUCACCGGCAAAAUCUUAUUCAAAGCGUCCUCAUGCUUUGGUUGUUAUAUUGCCGGAUUUUGAAUGCUUUAAUACAGCAAUAUUACAGGACUUUAUACUAAUGCUGAGCGCUUACUACACACAUUUACCGUUUGUAUUAGUUUUCGGUGUGGCAACUGCUGUGUCGGCUGUGCAUAACGCAUUACCCUAUCACGUAACAAGCAAGAUCAAACUUUGUGUCUUCAAAACACAAACGGCUCCAGUUUGCCUAAAUGAAAUUCUGGAACGUGUUAUACUUUCACCCAAAUACGCAUUCCAUCUAUCCGGCAAGGCUUUCAAGUUUCUUACACACAUUUUUCUCUACUAUGACUUUUCCAUUCAUGGUUUCAUACAAGCCUAUAAAUACUGUCUAAUGGAACACUUCUUUCAAGGCAAUGCCUACGCACUAUGCGCUAAUUACACUGCCUCUUUGAAUCGAAUCAAAGAUUUGACACAUGAAGAUAUUGAAAGCAUACGGCGCCUGCUCUCAUUUCGUCCGUAUGUGGAGAGCAUUAACGAUUGCAAGCGGAUUAUCGCCAUACUUACCGACGAUAGCUAUUUGAAAAAGAAGCUGCCACAAUUAUUGCGCGACUGUCAUAUACAUUUUAUGCUAUUACGAAUAUUCUUGGAAUUUUUCACCGUAUUAGUUGGUGAUUUACCUAAAUGUCCAUUGGGUAAACAGCGUCGUGAACUAUACUCGUUUUGCCUCUCAAAAGAGUUACGCGACCAGCCGGAAUUUAAGGAAUGUUGGCAGAUACUUAGUUUUAUGUCGAAAGAUGAAUUUGUCGCCAAAAUCUCCAAAGCAAUCUCGGUGACUGAGGACUUUAUGAGCGCCGAAAUCGUUGGUUUAAAGCUAGCCAAUGAUUGCAUGACAACGGUCAGUACCAAAUUUCAAGCGUUGAAAGCGCUUCUAACGCGGGUUGUAAUGGCUGGUACGGAGGAUAAAUCACCGACCAACACUGCCGCACCGCCCGCUACACCAGCAACUCCAGAAGGCAGCAAACAAAAAUUCACAUCCCGUCAAGAUCUGAAAGAUCAUUUAUUGCAACUGUCUAAACAGCAAAAUAAGCCGACUUCGGAAUAUGCACAAGUUGUUGCACAAACAUUGUUGCAUAUACAAAAUGAAAUUGUAGUGAGCCAUUUGGCGCCGCUUACACGCGCUCCGCCUCUUCAUGAGCUCUUCGUUUUCAGCGAUGUGUCCACUGUGCGUCGUAAUAUUAUAGGCGCGCCACGUGCGGCACUUCAUAUGGCCCUCAACAAUCCACACUACUACCUCCAAUGCAAAUGUUGCCAAUUGUCGGAAUCCAAUCAAUUACUGGCCACUCUGCCGGAUUUAUCCGUUGCAUAUAAACUGCAUCUGGAAUGUGGCCGUAUGAUUAAUCUCUUCGAUUGGUUACAAGCUUUUCGAUCUGUGGUGGAUGACAUCGAUAAUGAGCAAGAGCAGGUGGAUCCGCAGAUUCAAGCUCGUUUCACUCGCGCUGUGGCCGAACUCCAAUUCCUGGGUUAUAUAAAAAUGUCCAAACGCAAAACGGAUCAUGCUACGCGAUUGACAUGGUAGCCAAUCGUGCUAGUUACUUACUGUUAUAUUUUGGGUUAGAAAUAAGUUUGAAAGAUAAAAUAAAUUUUUUUAGGAUAUACA
Molecule: messenger RNA, 2411 nt
Organism: Bactrocera tryoni
Lineage: Eukaryota; Metazoa; Arthropoda; Insecta; Diptera; Tephritidae
Gene: Orc3
Product: origin recognition complex subunit 3
Exons: 5
Coding region: 84-2330 (748 amino acids)
Biological process (GO): DNA replication initiation; DNA replication
Cellular component (GO): DNA replication preinitiation complex; nuclear origin of replication recognition complex; nuclear pre-replicative complex
Molecular function (GO): DNA replication origin binding
Source: RefSeq, a predicted model, not a curated record